This is a messenger RNA of Phycodurus eques (leafy seadragon), 3210 nucleotides long. RefSeq names its product recombination activating 1 (gene rag1). Gene Ontology annotation, molecular function: double-stranded DNA endonuclease activity; metal ion binding; ubiquitin protein ligase activity. NCBI's taxonomy places the organism in Eukaryota, Metazoa, Chordata, Actinopteri, Syngnathiformes, Syngnathidae. The record is from RefSeq and is a predicted model, not a curated record. The transcript has 3 exons. Gene Ontology annotation, biological process: pre-B cell allelic exclusion; V(D)J recombination; adaptive immune response. Bases 1 to 3210 code for a protein of 1069 amino acids. Gene Ontology annotation, cellular component: DNA recombinase complex; nucleus; endodeoxyribonuclease complex.
AUGGCUGAGGAAAGCCUGGAGACAGAUGGCCCCAGAUCAUCGAUGCCGGCUGAGCUCCACCAACCUCACUCUAAGUACUCUCAGUGGAAGUUUAAACUGUUUAGAGUGAAAUCCAUGGAGAAGCCCCCUGUGUCCAGUGAGAAAGAGCUUGAGAAGGAAGCCAAGUCCGGCAUCUCGAUCUCUAACCUGUGUACAGCUCCAAAUAUAGGGUUAGAUAAUGGUAUGAGUACAGGUAGUGUCAUAAAGUUGUGCUUCAAUGCAAAAAGCAAGGAAAUUGUUGAACCACCUGACCAGAGCAUGGAUAUGAAGCUAGCAGAAAUUGACAACCACAUAAAACGUCUCAGAUGUCUGUGCCGUCUUUGUGGAACCCUGUUAAGGAAAGUUGGUGGCCCAGUCACUGAUGUUCAUGCGGUUCUGGAUAAAGAAAGCAAGAAUUCCCUUUGCAAAAUGGGGUGUACAUCAACAAAAUGGCCAGAGGUCAUCCGCAAAGUCUUUCAAGUGGAUGUGAGAGAAGAUAUGGAAUCUGUCCAUCCUCUUUCCUUCUGCCAUCGCUGCUGGAUGACUGCCAUACGGGGAGGGGGUGUUUGCAAUUUUUCCAGGACAAAAGUCCCAGAGUGGAAACCUCAUUGUGCCUUCUGCCACGUGUGCUCACCCAAGAAACAAUUAUUCCCUAAGACUGGCAGAAAAAGGAGAAAAGCCACUCCCAUUGCCCAAAGCUUAGUGAAAAGAACCAGAAUGGACCAUAACCACAUCACUGUCAGUGGUGAGAGUCGAGUUCUGAGACCAUUUGGCGGCCACCCUAAUGGUCCUGUCCUUAAGACAUGGAGAAGUCCCAGUGUCCAAAGGCAGUACUGGGUGAGGACCAUCACGCACUGUCAGAAAGAACACCUCAGUAUCAAGCUUAUAUCUGAGAAUUUCCCUGUUGACUUCCUCUGUUCUUUCAUUUGCAUGGUGUGUGACCAUCUGCUCUCUGACCCAGUUCAAGCCCCCUGUGGGCACCUCUUCUGCCGCAACUGUAUUAUAAAAUACAACCACUUUAUAGGGCCUCACUGUCCUGUCUGCAACUUACCCUGUUCCAGCGAUGACCUCAUUCUCCCUGCCCAAACUUUUUUGUCAGUCCUUCAUUCUCUGCUUUUGCUCUGCCCAAGAGAUGGCUGUGGUCAGCAUCUAAGACUAGACUCAUUUAAAGCUCACUGUAUGGGCCACGAUGUGGAAGAGCAGAAGGCAAGACAGCAAUCAUCACAGCUUGACAACUACCUGAUAACCAAUAAAGGGGGAAGGCCCCGGCAACACUUGCUAUCCCUCACGCGUCGUGCCCAGAAGCAUCGACUAAGGGACCUGAAGAACCAAGUGAGGGCGUUUGCAGAUAAAGAAGAAGGUGGCGACCUAAAGUCUGUGUGUCUGACACUGUAUCUGCUGGCACUGAGAUCUGCAAAUGAACACCGGAUGGCCGAUGAGCUGGAGGUUACGAUGCAAGGCAGAGGCUUUGCAUUGCAUCCUGCUGUGUGUUUGGCCAUUCGGAUCAACACUUUCCUGAGCUGCAACCAGUAUCAAAAAAUGUACCGGACUGUCAAAGCCACCAGUGGCCGCCAGAUUUUUCAACCCUUACACACGCUCCGAGCUGCAGAGAAAGAGCUUCUCCCUGGCUUUCACCAGUUUGAAUGGCAGCCAGCUCUAAAGAAUGUGUCUACAUCUUUCAAUGUUGGCAUCAUAAAUGGGCUCUCUGGAUGGACUUCCUCUUUGGAUGAGUCACCAUCUGAAACCAUCACACGAAGAUUCCGCUAUGAUGUGGCUCUGGUGUCAGCAAUAAAGGAUCUGGAGGAGGACAUUGUGGAGGGGCUGAGAGAGAGGCGGCUGGAAGACAGUGCCUGUACCCUCGGCUUCAGUGUUAUGAUCAAAGAAUCUUGUGACGGCAUGGGAGAUGUCAGUGAAAAGCACGGCGGAGGACCAGUUGUUCCUGAGAAACUUGUUCGCUUCUCUUUUACAGUUAUGUCUAUUUCUGUUUUGGUUGGUGAAGAUAAUAAGCAGGAGGUUACAAUCUUCACUGAGCCAAAGCCAAACUCAGAAUUGUCCUGUAAGCCCCUUUGUCUGAUGUUUGUGGAUGAAGCGGACCACGAGACACUCACAGCUGUUUUGGCGCCCCUGGUUGCAGAGCGUAAUGCAAUGAAAGAGAGCAGGCUCAUCCUGUCCAUAGCUGCCCUUCCUCGAUCUUUCCGCUUCCAGUUCAGAGGAUCGGGAUAUGAUGAAAAGAUGGUACGUGAAUUGGAGGGUUUGGAAGCCUCUGGAUCCACUUAUGUCUGCACACUGUGUGACUCUAGUCGAGCGGAAGCCUCUAAAAAUAUAGUGCUCCACGCCGUCACACGCAACCAUGAUGAGAACUUGGCACGUUAUGAAGUCUGGCGAACAAACCCAUUUUCUGAGUCGGUAGAGGAACUCCGGGACAGAGUCAAAGGGGUCUCCUCAAAGCCCUUCAUGGAGACUCACUCCACACUUGAUGCGUUACACUGUGACAUUGGCAAUGCCACUGAGUUCUACAAAAUUUUCCAGGAUGAAAUAGGGGAAGUGUACCGAAAGAAAAAUCCCAGCCGGGAGGAACGACGCAGCUGGCGGGCAGCUCUAGAUAAAGAACUGAGGCAGAAGCUGAAGCUCAAACCUGUGAUGAGGAUGAAUGGGAACUACGCCCGCAAGCUAAUGACCCUCGAGGCUGUGCAAGUGGUGUGUGAGCUGGUACCCUCAGAGGAGAGGAGGGAGGCCCUGAGGGAGCUGAUGAGGCUCUACCUCCAGAUGAAACCUGUGUGGCGCUCUACCUGGCCAGCCAAGGAGUGUCCUGACCAGCUUUGCCGCUAUACCUUUAAUUCCCAGUGUUUCGCUGACCUUAUUUCCACUACUUUCAAAUACAGGUACAAUGGCAAAAUAACCAAUUACCUACACAAGACCCUGGCUCAUGUCCCCGAAAUAAUAGAGCGUGAUGGAUCUAUCGGUGCUUGGGCGAGUGAGGGCAAUGAGUCAGCAAACAAACUGUUCAGGCGUUUCCGUAAGAUGAAUGCACGUCAGUCAAAAGCUUUUGAGCUUGAAGAUGUCUUGAAACAUCACUGGCUCUACACAUCAAAGUACUUGCAGAGGUUUAUGGAGGCUCAUAAGUGCUCAGCAAAAGCCCUGCAAGCAACCAUUGACCCAGCAGAACUUCAGGACAGUGAAAGUAUGUCCUAG